UGGAUGCCAUUCCCCGGCAGUAUCUCUUAUCUCGCCCCCGCAAGAUCGGCACCUCCCCGCAUGUUGGAGGUGCAGAAGGUUGCUGUACCAUGCCAUCAUCGGCUCUUAAAGUGUCGGGCGAUGGGACAUCUUCGGCCGAGAUCAGCGUCCUGUCCGAGACAAAUUUGAAGCCGUGCCACUCGCCGCUGGCUAUGUCAGGCCCGACGACUCCAUCAUGCUUCUUUCUUCAUCGACUAGGUACUUGCGUGGGCUCCUAAGGAAAGCCCAGGAGGUAGGUAUUUAGUUGUGGGCAGCACCGUGAGACCACCGUCUUCAUGAUCUGCCCAUAAGCCCGCGUUUUUCUCGUUGUUUCAGCUGUUCUUCCCUCCUGCUGCAUCAAGACGGUCCAGCCAAAACCAUGGCUACCAAAAAACGUUACGCCUUUGUGGGCACCGGUGGCCGGUCGAGCUUCUUCUACACAGCCAUUGCGACCGACUACCACGCCACGUCGUGCAUCGUGGCCCUCUGCGACACCAACCAGACCCGCAUGGACUACGCCAACAGCCGGCUGACCGCCCUCGGCCACGGCGCCGUGCCGACCUUCCUCGCCGACAACUUUGACAAGAUGAUCGCCGACACCGAGCCCGACGAGGUCAUCGUCACGACCAUCGACCGCACCCACCACACCUACAUCGUGCGCGCCCUCGAGCUGGGCUGCAACGUGGUGACGGAAAAGCCCAUGACCAUCGACGCGGCCCGGUGUUUGGACAUCUUCUCGGCCGUCGACCGCACGGGGCGCGCCGUCCGCGUGACCUUCAAUUACCGGUACGCGCCGCACAACACCAAGGUGUUUGAGCUGCUCCGGGCCGGCGCCAUCGGCGCCGUCACGUCAGUGCACUUUGAGUGGAUGCUCAACACGUCUCACGGCGCCGACUAUUUCCGGCGGUGGCACCGCGACAAGCGCAACAGCGGCGGCCUGCUGGUGCACAAGUCGACGCACCACUUCGACCUAGUCAACUUCUGGCUGCAGACGCGCCCGCUGUCGGUGUAUGCUCAGGGAGACCUCACGUUCUACGGCAGAGAGAACGCCGAGAAGAAGGGGGUUACCGGGUUUUAUAACCGUGCCUGGGGCAGUGAGGUCGCCAAGAAGGAUCCCUUUGCGUUGCACCUCGAGAGCAUUCCGACGCUGAAGGCGCUGUAUCUUGAUGCCGAGCAUGAAGACGGGUAUUACCGCGACCAGAGCGUCUUUGGGGACGGCAUUAGCAUCGAGGAUACCAUGAACGUGCUGGUGCGGUACCGCAACGGGGCCGUCAUGACCUACUCGCUGACGGCGUAUGCGCCGUGGGAGGGAUUCAGGGUCAACUUCAACGGCACUGGCGGGAGGUUAGAGACGGAGGUUGUCGAGAACAGCUAUGUCAAUUCGGGUGGUGAUCAGUCGCUGGAGGGAUCAAUUGAGCGGAGGUCGAUCCUGCUGCGGCCGCUGUUUGAACCGCCGCGAGAGAUCGAGAUCGAGGCGAGCAAGGGGGCUCACGGCGGAGGAGAUAAUGUGUUGCUGCAGGACCUGUUUGGGGAGCCAGUGACGGACGAGUACAUGCGGGCUGCGAGCCACAUUGACGGAGCAGCGUCGAUAUUGACGGGCAUUGCUGCUAACAAGUCGAUUGCUACUGGUCAGGUUCUGUACGUCGAUGACAUUUUAGAAGUUCCCAGUUAAAAGACAUCCAGACUACAUCAUUUAGACAGAUAAGUAAGGUAACGUUAGUG
Messenger RNA from Parathielavia appendiculata, 1740 nucleotides. Its product is annotated as NAD(P)-binding protein. Bases 398 to 1690 code for a protein of 430 amino acids. The record is from RefSeq and is a predicted model, not a curated record. Lineage: Eukaryota; Fungi; Ascomycota; Sordariomycetes; Sordariales; Chaetomiaceae. The transcript has a single exon. Gene Ontology annotation, molecular function: nucleotide binding.